AUGGAAGGAAUGGUUAAGUUCCAAACAGAGAGAGUGAAUACAGAAGUUGCUGUAUCACAGUUCAUCUCAGUGAGAAUGAGCAAACGCCCACUGACAAAAAUGUUGGAUACAAUUAUGGAGGAAGAGUAUGAUUUGGGGGUUGAUCAAACCUUGCGGUCCCCAAUCUACAAAUCAUCAUCCUGCCAUCUCACCCAGGAUUACAGAGCUGGUCAAUCUUGCUAA
Messenger RNA from Prunus armeniaca (apricot), 222 nucleotides. The record is from the annotation of a GenBank genome assembly. NCBI's taxonomy places the organism in Eukaryota, Viridiplantae, Streptophyta, Magnoliopsida, Rosales, Rosaceae.